Nyctereutes procyonoides (raccoon dog) is the source of this 947-nucleotide messenger RNA. Its product is annotated as COX assembly mitochondrial protein 2 homolog. Lineage: Eukaryota; Metazoa; Chordata; Mammalia; Carnivora; Canidae. The coding region runs from base 691 to 930 and encodes 79 amino acids. The transcript has a single exon. Gene Ontology annotation, cellular component: mitochondrion. The record is from RefSeq and is a predicted model, not a curated record.
UUUCCUUAUUAUAUAUUAAAACAGACUAUAGAGCUACUACAAUAAAAAUAUGAUACUGCCACAUGAGUAAAUAAAUAAAUUGAUAGAACAAAACUGAAAGUUCAAAAGUAGAGUUCAAAAAAGUAAAUAAGGGCAGCCCCAGUGACACAGCGGUUUAGUGCUGCCUGCAGCCCAGGGCUUGAUCCUGGAGACUGGGGAUCAAGUCCUGCAUCGGGUUCUCUGCAUGGUGCCUGCUUCUCCCUCUGCCUGUGUCUCUGCCUCUCUCUCUCUAGCUGUGUCUCUAUGAAUAAAUAAAUAAAAUCUUUUUUUAAAAAAAGUAAAUAAAUCUGGAAAUUUAAAAUAUGAUAAAGAUGCAUUUCAACAGAUAAAGAAUGGAUUUCUUCAUUACAUGAUGUUGGGACAAUGAACUAUCCAUUUAGAAAAAUAAUAAUGUUAGAUCUUUAUACCAUGUAAAUUCUUCACUGUAAUAAACGUAUUAACACUGGAAGAAUUAAAAAUACUAAAACAGGCCGGAGCCCCGCGGGGUCAGCCGUGGAGGGCGCGGGAGCCCUCGCCUCGCGGAGCUGCCCCGCCCCCGGCGUCCCGGGGGCCGGCCUUUGGAUGGGGAGGCCUCGCUGGUGACGGUGGCUUCGGCCGGCCCGGUGUGGCCGCAAGGCGGGUUGCCCUGCUGUGCUCCGUCACCUCCUAAAGAUGCAUCCUGACUUAUCUCCACACUUGCACUCUGAAGAAUGCAACGUCUUGAUUAACUUGCUUAAGGAAUGUCACAAAAAUCACAGCAUUCUGAAAUUUUUUGGUCGUUGCAAUGAUCUUGAUCGGGAGAUGAGAAAAUGCUUGAAGAAUGAGUACAUGGAAAAGAGGACCAAGAGCAGGGAGCAUGGCAAUGCGAUGAGAAAAAGACUUUUUAAUCCCGCAGAGGAAUCUGAAAAAUAAAUUACAGGCAUACCUUG